CACAAUAUUCCAAGCGGUGCAAAGAAAAAAGUGUAAAUUGCUUUUUUUACAGCGGCGGAGAGCAACGCCUUAAAUAAGGGGCACGUCGCAUAGACUCUGCUCGAGCUCAGUGCAACGCACGCAUCACCAGACUUGGCAAAUAAAUAGAGACCAUAUAUUGCAAGAAAUUCAUAGGUAGCUAGACAGAACUGUGGACAUUUAACAAAACGAAAAUAUGGGCAAAAAAGAAUUCAAACAUCUAUCCAAAUCUGUAAAACCUUUGAAUUAUAAAAUUCAGUUACAACCUGAUUUGGAAUUGCAUAAUUUCAAAGGAGAGGAACUUGUUGAUAUUGAGGUCAAACGAGAAUGUGCAAAGAUUACCAUCAACUCAUUGGAUAUCGAAAUAUCAUCUGUUGUUUUUCAUUCUGACACACAAGUCCUUACAGCAUCAGAUAUUGUUUACAAAGCAGAAGAUGAAACUGUUACAUUUAAAUUCCCCCACAAACUCCCAGUUGGGAAUGCACAGCUAGAAAUAGUUUUUGUUGGAGAGUUAAAUGACAAAAUGAAAGGCUUUUAUCGCAGUAAAUACACCUCGUUAUCAGGAGAAGAACGUUUCUGUGCUGUAACCCAAUUUGAGCCUACUGAUGCACGAAGAGCUUUUCCAUGUUGGGAUGAACCAGCUAUUAAAGCUACAUUUGACAUUACACUUAUUGCACCUAAAGAUAGAGUUGUCUUAUCUAACAUGGAUGUUUUGAAACAAACAGACUCUGAAACAAAUGCAUCAUUGCAAGUUGUUACAUUCAACCGGACACCUAUCAUGUCCACAUAUCUUGUAGCUUUUGUAGUUGGAGAGUUUGAUUAUGUUGAAGAUAAAACUACUGAUGGAAUUCUUGUUAGAGUGUAUACUCCACUUGGUAAAACUGAACAGGGAAAAUUUGCACUUGAGAUUGCAUUGAAAACACUACCAUUUUAUUCUGACUACUUUGGUAUUGCAUACCCGCUACCAAAGAUGGAUCUCAUUGCAAUACCAGAUUUUGCAGCUGGUGCAAUGGAAAACUGGGGUCUCGUAACUUACCGAGAGACCUGCUUGUUGGUUGAUCCCAAUGAAACAGCUGCUGUGACAAAACAAUACGUUGCAUUGGUUGUUGGUCAUGAAAUUGCGCAUCAGUGGUUCGGCAAUUUAACAACAAUGAACUGGUGGACACACCUGUGGUUAAACGAAGGAUUUGCUUCUUUUAUCGAAUACAUGUGUGUGGACCACUGCUGUCCUGAGUAUGAUAUUUGGACACAAUUUGUUACCAAUGACUUCACAAGAGCUUUAGAACUAGACGCACUUGGUAAUAGCCAUCCAAUAGAGGUUCCAGUAGGCCAUCCUUCCGAAAUUGAUGAAAUAUUUGAUGCCAUAUCCUACAGCAAAGGUGCCUCUGUUAUUCGCAUGUUGCAUGAGUAUCUUGGUGACAAAGAUUUCCGAGCUGGUCUUCACAGCUACUUGACAACCUUUCAGUACAAGAAUGGAAGCACAGAGGAUUUAUGGGACCAUCUGGAGAAGUCCAGCAGUAAACCAGUCGGUCGUGUAAUGAGUACAUGGACACAACAGAUGGGCUACCCUGUCGUUGCAGUAUCAUCAGAACAAGCACAGUCCAAACAAAUCCUCAAAAUUAGCCAAAAGAAGUUUACUGCUGAUGGAUCUGAGGAUGCUGAGAAACGUUUAUGGUCUGUCCCAAUCACUAUUGCAACAAGCAAGAAUCCUAAUGAAAAAGAAUUGACAACACUACUGAGUGACCCAGAUAUGGUUUUAUUCCUUGAUAAUAUUCCCGAAGAUGCUUGGAUAAAACUCAAUCUUGGUCAAUUUGGUUUCUACCGUACGUGUUAUUCUCCGGAAAUGAUUCAGAAAUUAGUUCCUGGUAUUAAAUCACUCUCUGCUGUAGAUCGUCUUGGUAUUGAAAAUGAUAUGUUUGCACUUGCAAUGGCUGGUACCACAAGCACGACAAACUUUUUAGAUGUUUUGUUGGGAUAUGCUGAGGAAACUAACUACACAGUUUGGAAAGAUCUCGACGCCAACCUUGGCCAUCUCUCCAUACUUCUACAAAACACCAGUGCUUAUGAUAAAUUCAAAGAGUUUGUGAGAAAAAUCUACAAACCUAUCGCAGAAAAUAUUGGCUGGGAUGCUAAAGAGGAUGACAAUGCGUUGACCCCCAUGUUGCGAAGUGUGAUUUUGAGACGACUUGGAAAAUACGGUGAUGCCGACACAAUUGAGGAAUGUCAACGAAGAUUUAAGGCACAUGUUGAUGGUACUGAAUCGAUACCGGCUGAUUUAAGAGCAGUUGUGUAUAGUACUGUUGUUUCUAAUGGAAGUGUGGAGACGCAAGACGAACUGAUCAAGCUUUUCCGUAAUACCACUCACAUGGAGGAGCACAAUCGAAUAAUGCGAUCGAUGGGUUCAAGCGACGAGGCUGAACUUAUAACAAAAGCUCUUGAGUUUUCUCUUUCAGAUGAUGUUAGAUCGCAAGAUACUGUGUUUGCAAUGGCGGGAUGCACAGGAAGCUAUCUCGGCCGAAAAAUGACAUGGCAGUUUACGAAGGAUAAUUGGGAGGUGUUGUAUAAACGCUACGAUGGAGGCUUUCUGUUGUCAAGAUUAGUCAUGCUAAGCACGGAGAACUUCGCCACUGCGGAAGAAGCUCAAGAUGUGGAGUCUUUUUUCACUGCUCACAAAGUACCGGCUGCCGAAAGAACAGUAAAACAGUCUUUAGAAAGAAUUGGAUUGAAUCAAAAAUGGCUGUCUCGUGACGGGGAGAGCGUUGUGGAAUGGUUGAACAAAAACUAAGUUGUUGGGAUUUAAAAGUGGGAGAUAAAUGUUUCGUCGUGUGAUAGAAUUCACGUCUUAAGUACAAUCCUUUAUAGGCAUUUUUUUUAGCUUCUUUCCUCAAUCAAUUCGGAUUGUGUUUUUAUAGAUACACGGUUUUUGGCGAUAAAAUUUUAGCUGAUAAUUGCAUUAUCUU
This is a messenger RNA of Hydractinia symbiolongicarpus, 2978 nucleotides long. Its product is annotated as puromycin-sensitive aminopeptidase-like. The record is from RefSeq and is a predicted model, not a curated record. The transcript is spliced from 15 exons. Gene Ontology annotation, biological process: proteolysis; peptide catabolic process. NCBI's taxonomy places the organism in Eukaryota, Metazoa, Cnidaria, Hydrozoa, Anthoathecata, Hydractiniidae. Gene Ontology annotation, cellular component: cytoplasm. Bases 215 to 2803 code for a protein of 862 amino acids. Gene Ontology annotation, molecular function: peptide binding; metalloaminopeptidase activity; zinc ion binding.